UUAAUUCCUUUUGCUCUCAUCAUCAUACCCUACCCUCUCUAGAGGCAAAGAAAGAGCCGUUCCUUUCAUGGCCAUUGUUGACCGCGACGGCAGCGACGCCCAAUGGCCUCUGCUGCGAGAAUCUGCGGUGGAUGGCGACCGCAAUGGCGGGGAUCAUGAAAACGAGGAGGAGAAGAGCUUGAGCGUGAGGGUGUGGGCUGAGACGAAGAAGCUGUGGCACAUAGUCGGCCCUGCCAUCUUUAGCCGCGUGGCCUCGUACACCAUGAACGUUGUCACGCAGGCGUUUGCGGGGCACCUCGGGGAGGUCGAACUCGCAGCCAUGUCCAUCGCCAACACCGUCAUCGUUGGCUUCAAUUUCGGCCUCUUGUUAGGCAUGGCAAGUGCGCUGGAGACGUUAUGUGGCCAAGCCUUCGGCGCAAAGAGAUACCACAUGCUUGGCAUCUACAUGCAAAGGUCGUGGAUCGUGCUCUUCCUGUGUUGCUUCUUGCUGCUCCCGUUCUACGUGUUUGCCACGCCGCUCCUGAGGCUCCUGGGGCAGCCGGACGACGUGGCGGAGAUGUCGGGCACGGUGGCUCUGUGGCUCAUCCCGCUGCACUUCAGCUUCGCCUUCCAAUUCCCCUUGACGAGGUUCUUGCAGAGCCAGCUUAAGACCCAGGUCUUGGCGUGGGUCUCGCUGGCCGGCCUAGCGAUCAACGUGCUCACGAGCUGGCUCUGCGUCUACGUGUUUGACUUUGGCGUGGUGGGGCUGUCCGUUGGCUUGGAUCUCUCUUGGUGGUUCUUGGUGCUCGCGUUGUUCGCAUACACCGCUUGUGGCAAUUGCCCGCUGACGUGGACCGGCCUCUCCAUGGAGGCUUUCACGGGGUUAUGGGAGUUCGUCAAACUGUCCGCUGCUUCUGGAGUUAUGCUUUGUUUGGAGAACUGGUACUACAGGAUACUGAUACUGAUGACUGGAUAUCUGCAAAAUGCCACGGUUGCUGUGGAUGCCUUGUCCGUCUGCAUGACCAUCAACGGUUGGGAGAUGAUGAUCCCUCUUGCCUUCUUUGCUGCAACCGGGGUGAGGGUGGCAAAUGAGCUUGGAGCUGGGAAUGGCAUGGCUGCAAAAUUUGCGACUGCUGUAUCCGUGGUGCAAUCAACAAUAAUCGGCUUCUUCUUCUGUGCUCUCAUCAUGGUUUUGCAUGACAAAUUCGCAUACAUUUUCACUUCUUCCGCUGAUGUUCUUGAAGAAGUGGACACGCUUUCUUAUCUCCUAGGUGUCACCAUACUUCUCAAUAGUGUUCAGCCCAUUCUAUCAGGAGUUGCUGUUGGAUCGGGAUGGCAAGCAUAUGUUGCAUACAUCAAUUUGGGAUGCUACUAUGUCGUUGGUCUACCUCUUGGAUUUCUCAUGGGAUGGGUCUUCCACUUAGGUGUUAUGGGUAUCUGGGGCGGAAUGAUUUUUGGUGGCACUGCUGUUCAAACUGUGAUAUUAGCCAUAAUAACAGUUCGAUGUGAUUGGGAGAAAGAGGCGGAGAAAGCUAAAGUGCGGGUUGCCAAGUGGUCGACUCCAACCCUUGAUGACGAUGAAUCAGCGGCCAGCUGAAACACAUUAUUUGAACUAGCCAUUAACUCAACUGGGUUUACAAUAACACAGGCGAGUUCUGUAUAGUUCAUCUGAUUAUUCAUAUCUAACACUACCAAUCUAUUAUAAGCAGUUGCCAACUUAAUGCAGAUGAUCAUAGAUGCGAAGUUGCUCGGUUCGGUGUAACAGCAAGGAUGAGGAUGUAUCAAACCAGUAGCAUCCAUGGCUAUUUGCUCCUCUUCAUGCAACCUUCUAACAAUCCUCUUUGGUUGCAUCUAUAGUUGAUCGUCAAGCUGGAGAAAGGACCAUAAACAUAACCGAGAGAAGAUGAUUAUUUGUUGAUUUUUUAUGCUUUCGAGAGACUCUAGAAUAUUGGAUUUUGAGAAGGCUUGGUUGUUCUCUACAAGUUUAAGAUCCCAGCUUCCUAGUCGUUAGUGAUCUGCAGUUUUAUCUGAUGUGAUCCCCAAAAUGCAUUGAGCAUUAUCAAUUUAUUGAAGAACUGCUAUAUAAGUCAAA
Eucalyptus grandis is the source of this 2071-nucleotide messenger RNA. Its product is annotated as protein DETOXIFICATION 27. Bases 68 to 1576 code for a protein of 502 amino acids. Gene Ontology annotation, cellular component: membrane. The record is from RefSeq and is a predicted model, not a curated record. Gene Ontology annotation, biological process: xenobiotic detoxification by transmembrane export across the plasma membrane. Lineage: Eukaryota; Viridiplantae; Streptophyta; Magnoliopsida; Myrtales; Myrtaceae. The transcript has 9 exons. Gene Ontology annotation, molecular function: antiporter activity; xenobiotic transmembrane transporter activity.